AUUAUUUUAUUAUUUCCCUUCCCAUUUAAUAGUAAUAAAUAUGUAGGGCAUUAGUUUUCAGAUAUUUUUUUAAUAAAGGUUAGAUUUUUUCAGAUUAUAUAGUAUUACGUUAUAUUAAAUGGGGGGCUAAAGGGUGGGCGUGGACCGCUUGUGAUUCGAUUCAUUUUUCAGUGGAAAAAAGAAAAGAAUCGAUAAAAAAAGGUGAACGGAAAGCUUCAACGUCCGGCUCUGCAUCACCCCUACAGUCCAGUAACUCUCUCUCUCUCUCUCUCCAUAGUUUCACAUAGAUGUGCUGACAUGUUUUUUUGCUCUGAUGUAUUUUCGAAGGAACCUGAUAAGUUGACUAGUCAUUGUGUCCGUUUCUUCAAUUUCUUUUUUCCAAUGGUGUAUUGUUGAACUCUGCAGCUAUGUGUUUUGUUCUCAGGUCUGGAAAUAGCAGAUUGCAGAAUUUUAAGUUUUUGUUUUUGUUUUUGUUUUUGUUUUUUGUUUUUUUAAAUUUUGGUAAAUUGGAGAAUUGGAAGGCAGCUGAGGAUAUUUGUCAGAUGUAUGACCGGUAUAACAAUGUUUGGCUUCUGACAGUUUCAAAAUUAACCUCAUUUUUACAUGUCUUGGUAGCAAUUUCAUGGUGGUGCUGAGACCUAGUUUUUGGCGUUGAUGGGUUGGAAUGUGAGAAAUAAGGAGAUGAUUUUUGAAUUUGAGGUCGAUUAACGAACUGUUGAUGGGUCUGUGCAAUUCGUACGUAGAGAGAAGACGCAAAAUUUGAUUUUUGUGGUUGAUUUUAGUAUAAUUAGAUGGAUAUUAAGUUUUGUUCCUAGUAAUAGUUUUGUUAGCAGAUGGUAAAAUUGAAGUGAGGUCAAGAAGUUGUUGGAUGGGGUUGACAGAGUAAGGUAGUCAGGGACGCACAUAGAACAUUGGUUUUCCAUUCUAGUGUGUUAGUUCAUUGAUGAACUGAGCUUCCAAUAUUGUCCUUGAGUAGAGUGUAAAUGGUAGACAAAAGUGGAUGAUGGUUCUUUUGUUGGGUUGUUUAUAUUAUUGAUGAUAUGCCCAUCCCUUUUCUCGAUCGCUAUCACCGUCCUUGGCUUUCACCAUACUUGGCCUUCUAUUGUAUCAUUUCAGAAAAAAGCUCUUAUCACUUGCCUCCUUGAACAAAGAGUUUCUGGUUUAAUGGGAGGGUAUCAUUUGCUCUCUUUGUUUGCCAAAUAGGUCAAAGAAGAAGGAGCUUCUGGGCAUGCGAAGGGUUUUAUCAACAUUUCUACAGCAUCCUUUGUUCUCUCAUAAUUCUUGAGAACAAUUGGGAGAGUUGCUUUCUUUAAGGAACUGAGACAAUUUGGGCAUUAUGCAUGUCUGGUCCUGUGGCCAUUGUUGAUGCUGUGGGGGCACUAUCUUUGUCAGACAGGGCAAGAUCUCUAGAUGCAGUUUCCCUUAAUGAAAAAGACCACCCAAGCGUGUUGACGAAUGGGGAAGUUUCUGGUACCUCUCCUGAAACUGUGGGUUUUAGAGUUGGAGAGCUCGUACUGUCAAAUGGGGAAUAUUAUUCUGGGUCCCUUCUUGGCAACAAGCCUGAGGGUUCGGGGAAGUAUGCUUGGUCGGACGGUUGCAAAUAUGAGGGUGAAUGGAGACGGGGGAUGAGGAGUGGACUUGGCAAACUUCAAUGGCCUUCUGGAGCAGUUUACGAGGGAGAAUUUUCAGGUGGUUAUAUGCAUGGGACAGGGACAUAUAUUGGGCCUGAUAAUAUGACAUAUAAGGGACGGUGGAGGUUGAAUCUUAAGCAUGGGUUGGGAUAUCAAGUUUAUCCUAAUGGGGAUGUCUUUGAAGGAGCUUGGAUCCUGGGAACCCCAGAAGGGCCUGGUAAGUAUACCUGGCCCAAUGGAAAUGUCUAUCUGGGUAAUAUGAAAGGAGGAAAAAUGUCAGGGACAGGAACUCUUACUUGGACAAAUGGAGACUCAUAUGAAGGAAGCUGGUUAAAUGGCAUGAUUCAUGGAUUUGGAGUCUAUACAUGGAGUGAUGGCGGCUGCUAUGUUGGAACUUGGACGCGCGGUUUAAAGGACGGAAAAGGAGCAUUUUAUCCGAAGGACAGCAGGUUUCCAGCUGUACAGGAGGUUUACCUUAACGCUCUCAGAAAGAGAGGGCUUCUGCCAGAUUUAAGAAAGCAGAAGCAAGUUUCUCAUCUUCAUCAUGCUUCUUCAAAUGAUAUGGGAAAUGUCAAAAUUGGUAGGAACCAGGGAUCUCAUCGUUAUUCAUCUGAUAAGCUUUCCAAGGGAAACCUGUUGGAGCAGUCUCGGACCACUAAUCUGUCUUUAGAAAGGCGCUGGAGUAUGGAGGUUUCAAUUGAAAAGGUUAUUGGACAUGAUUUAUCCAUGGGUUUGUCUGAGACAGUUUCGAAAGGUGGAGAAAAUGAGGGCAUAAGAAAUGCUCCGAUUCUCGAACGAGAAUAUAUGCAAGGUGUUUUAAUCAGUGAGGUUGUUCUAAAUAGUUUUUCAACACCCAAAAGAGCAAAAAGGCGGCAAAAGAAACUUGCAAAGGAGGUACAGAGGCCUGGUGAAGCAAUUAUUAAAGGUCACAGGAGUUACGACUUAAUGCUCAGUUUGCAGCUUGGAAUCAGAUACACUGUUGGGAAAAUUACUCCUAUCCAAAGGCGAGAAGUACGCAAUUCGGAUUUUGGCCCACAAGCAAGCUUUUGGAUGAAUUUCCCGAAAGAAGGGUCACAAUUGACGCCACCCCAUCAUUCAGAGGAUUUUAAGUGGAAAGACUAUUGUCCAAUGGUUUUCAGGAACUUGAGGGAAUUGUUUAAAAUUGAUGCUGCGGAUUACAUGAUGUCCAUUUGUGGCAAUGAUACUUUAAGGGAACUUUCAUCUUCAGGAAAAAGUGGUAGUGUUUUUUUCCUGUCACAGGAUGAUCGUUUCAUGAUUAAAACACUCAGAAAAUCUGAAGUAAAGGUUCUUCUGCAAAUGCUUCCAAACUAUCACCAUCAUGUGCAGACGUACGAUAAUACACUCAUAACUAAGUUUUUUGGUCUCCACAGGAUCAAACCCUACGGUGGCCAAAAGUUUCGCUUUGUGGUAAUGGGAAAUAUGUUCUGUACGGAAUUAAGGAUCCAUCGCAGAUUUGAUUUGAAGGGUUCCUCUCUAGGGCGUUCAGCUGACAAGGUUGAAAUUGAUGAGAAUACAACACUCAAAGAUCUGGAUCUGAACUAUUCCUUUUAUUUGGAACCUACAUGGCGGGAGGCUCUGCUAAAGCAGAUUGAAACUGAUCGAAAAUUUUUGGAAGCUCAGCACAUUAUGGAUUACAGCCUUCUGUUGGGUGUUCAUUAUCGAGCUCCUCCACACCUGAGGUCUCGUAUGUCCUCUAAUCAUAGCAUAACAGCGGAUGGAUUGAGAAUUGUUGCAGAAGAAGAAUCUAUGGACGAUGAUAUCUCAAACUAUCCGCAAGGUCUUGUUUUGGUCCCUCGUGGAACUGAUGACGGUACUGUUGUUGUGGGCCCUCAUGUCAGAGGUGGCCGAUUGAGGGCUGCAUCUGCUACUGGUGAUGAGGAAGUGGAUCUCCUUCUUCCUGGAACAGCCAGACUCCAGAUCCAGCUUGGAGUGAACAUGCCAGCUAGAGCAGAGCAUGUUCCAGGAACAGAAAAAAAAGAGAUGUUUCAUGAAGUAUAUGACGUUGUACUCUACGUUGGUAUCAUCGACAUAUUGCAGGAUUACAACAUAAGCAAGAAGAUCGAGCACGCAUACAAGUCAAUUCAGUACGAUUCAGUGUCAAUAUCCGCAGUGGAUCCUACAUUCUACUCCGAGCGCUUCUUAGAAUUUAUUCAGAAGGUGUUCCCUCCAAAUGUUGCUGCUAGUUAGAAAGCCCCUGCUGUUGUAUGUUCUAUAAAAUAUGAGAGCCUUUCUUUUAAACUCUGAUAAUCGGAUCUUUGAGUCGGCUUUCACACACAUCAACUAUUGUUAGCUCGCCUUUUUGUAUCAUUUUCUAAUGUUAUUGUCCAGUUUUUUUGCCGACUUCGGUGCACGGUUUUUAACAAGAUUUGUUGUGUUCA
This is a messenger RNA of Rhododendron vialii, 4030 nucleotides long. RefSeq names its product phosphatidylinositol 4-phosphate 5-kinase 9. Gene Ontology annotation, molecular function: ATP binding; 1-phosphatidylinositol-4-phosphate 5-kinase activity. The coding region runs from base 1341 to 3839 and encodes 832 amino acids. The record is from RefSeq and is a predicted model, not a curated record. The transcript has 8 exons. NCBI's taxonomy places the organism in Eukaryota, Viridiplantae, Streptophyta, Magnoliopsida, Ericales, Ericaceae. Gene Ontology annotation, biological process: phosphatidylinositol metabolic process.